AUGUAUUUGUGUCGACUAGAUGUGCUACCCGUUGAAUUACUCCACACUAUUUUUGCUUAUCUUUCAGCACAUGAAAUUUUCUAUGCAUUCCACAAUCUGAGUGAUUAUGUUGACGCCGUAUUACUGAAUUACGAUCGGUACUUGGUUAAUUUUGGUUCCGUUCUCAAGUCUCAGUUUGAUGUCACGUGUUGCUACAUACGGCCAGAUCGUGUCAUCUCUCUCACAUUAUUGGAUGAUGACGAAACACCCGGUCAAUCUGAAGUUUUCUUUUCUCGUUUCAAUAUCGAACAAUUUACUUAUCUUCGUUCGUUCGACAUGAGUUUCAUGAACGACAAUACAUGUAAACAACUAUCCAAUUUGGAUCAACUCAAAUAUUUGUCAUCACUUGAAAUGCCUCGCAUGUUUCAACCGCACUGCACCGAUUUUGACUCGGCUAUUCGAAACUUACUUCCUCAACUAAAUCGACUGGCAGUUUACAACACUGCUCAUCUAAUCGACCAGCCACUACCGCGUCUACGUCACUUGAAUCUCAAAUUUUGUCACUAUUGGCAAUUAUCGAAACUACUUAGUCAGAUGCCAAAUCUUUAUUCAUUUGAUGUUAUACUUUCCGUUGAUCUUCGUACCAAUUGGUCGUAUGAUGUACCACUAUUACCUCAUUUAAGACGGUUCGUACUUAGUACUAACAGUGAACAAGUAACAAUGAUACAAAUUGAACAACUGCUCUCAAAAAUGCCAAAUCUAACACAUUUCGAACUUGACACUCAAGGCAAUAUGGAUCUUAUCGAUGGUCAACAAUGGGAAUUACUUAUUUCACAUCUCGUUGUAUUCAAUUUUCGCAUUCAUCUUUGUUCAUUAUUCAAUGUUCCCAAAAACACGAUUCUUGAAUCAUUUCGUUCGCUAUUUUGGCUUGAACACAAACAGUGGUUUGUUGCUUACGACGAUCCAAACAUCUUCACAGUACCUCGUUUUGCGUCGAGCAUUGUUACGCAUCCGUAUGUUAAUUGGCCACCAUUGUGCACAUCAUUCGAUUUCAAUUUCCAUCAGUACAUCCGUUGCAUUCGACUAUCAUCAUUGGAUUCGGUUCCGCAUAGUUUCAUUAACGUAACAUCACUUGUAUUCGACACCGAAGGAAUUACUACUGAUAUCGGAUUGUUUGCAUUUCUUGAUCUCCUCGAACAAAUGCCUUGUGUUCGUUCACUGUCAUUUCGAAAUUUGCCAGUAUUGACUUCUGUGCCGAAUAAUGUUGUCUUGAAAAACAUACGCAACGUACACGUGCAAAAUGCCUAUACAACAGCAGAAUCUCGGCUACAAUUAGAUAUAAAUCGAUUGUGCAUGAUCUUUCCUCAAAUUGAACGUUUGAAUAUGGAAUUAACUUCGAGUCAAGAUUUUGUUUUGUUAAUUGAUCAAUUAAAAUAUCUAUCGAUAGUCAAAGUUGAAUUCUGUCAUUCAUCGCCUAUCGACACGGAUUCAUAUCUUACUCGUGAUUGGCUUACUAAGAAUUCUCGACGUUUGAAGACGAACAAUAAUUUUAUGUAUAAAUGUAUUCAUAACAAAAUUCACUUAUGGAUCAAUAAUGACAAGACAGAAUUUCAGACAAGUGACCAGUGGACGGUGUUUCCUGUCUCCUUAUGGAAAUGGGCCAUGUCUUGGUUCGAUGAUCGCCGGAUUUAA
Messenger RNA from Rotaria socialis, 1671 nucleotides. Lineage: Eukaryota; Metazoa; Rotifera; Eurotatoria; Philodinida; Philodinidae. The record is from the annotation of a GenBank genome assembly.